GUCGGAGAGUGUGAUGCACACACACUAGACCUGGCGACUUCUGAAAUCGCGUAUGCGGAAUAUGACAAUCAGUCUGGAGGUGCCACUCUUUCAGGAGCACAACAAGACCAAUACUACAGUUCUGAUCAGCUGCAGAUGCUCAAAACCAAACUACAAAUCUUCGAUCGUCUACAAUACAAAGGUUUCAGUACUACUAGCGCGGCUCUCGGUGAAGCACUCGCGGCCUCACUCAACCUCUUCGUGCCAUCUAGCAAACAGCAUGCUGAAGCUGACUCGCAGCAAGAAACUGUGGUCACGAAAGUAGAUUUACGUGUUUGGAGGGGCAACAAUAACGACAUCAAAAUGGGGGACCAGCAUGUAGUAGAUGACGCGAAGCAGCAUUUCAUGUCGCUCAUGACGCCCUACCUAUCCCAACUCCACCAGUGCACAUCAUUUGCCGUCGACCCUGAGUCGUGGAGUGUCACGGCAAAGGUGAUGGAUGACUUCGAGGACGGUGUGGCAGCUACGAUUAGGCCCAGCUUGGCGUUCUUCGCCUCCGGAAGCUCCCUUGAUAACUCCGAUGAGCUUCCCCCUCCGAUUUUUUUGAGGAUCGCACCGGCAGAUACACUCGUCAGCGAUGCACCAAAUGAAAAACGAUACUCCUUAUUCUUGGAGAAUGUUGCCACGGAAGCUGAAUUCGACGCACUACUAAUGCGUGAGGCACCGAAGCAUCGCUGGGGUGGUCCGACUGGUGCGCUUUAUGCUACGGGAACGAUCGAGAAAACUGAGCCUCAGAAUAUGCCGGUACUUACUUUUCAACGACACGUCGAAUAGCUACAAGGCUAAAAAAACGUUGUGACUCAGUAUUCGAUUUUGACUUUGAGGCAAGAUGCUGUCAUAUUAAUUUAUUAAGGAGCAUGGGUAUAAUCUGGAGCAUAAUGAUUAUUUAGAUGAUUCAAUAUAUUAUUAAUUAGAAGUCACCCUCACCCUCAACAACAACAUUCUAUAAUCUCUUCCUGACUGUUUAAUCUUGAUGUAUCUGUAAUAGACCAUACUAAGCCGGCCUGAGCUUGAGUCUAUCUUAGACCCUCUCAGUAUGUCUUACGUGAUGUCACCGAGGUAACAUAUACCAAACCUGCAUGAGGAAAGAGAAUGGAUAUCGUGCAGUCCUUGUCACGUCUUGGGUCGUGCUUGUUGUGUUGUUCUUGUUCUGUCUUGGUCGUUCUUCCUUCUUGUGCUUACUUAAGUAGUUAGCUAAGUAGGACGCUGACGCUGCGGAACUGGAUCAGAAGAUUUCGGAUUUCAGUGGGGAUUUGGGUCUUGUUUCGCAUUGGGUCACAUUCUCCCCCCGAAAUUCUCCUGAUGGGUUCCACAGUUGAAGAAAAACUUAACUAGUCAGCUUUUUCGUGUGGUUUUAGCUUUUGGCUACGGAAACAAGUAAGUCAACUAUAACUGUAGUAGCUAGCUUUUGAAACGUGUAGAAAGUUCUUCAAGUUGGUUGACUCUAGGUAGUACUUGGCUCGUGUAGUAACUUUGUCGAAGUUGUAGCGUGUUCGUUGUUUUAGGGUGAGUAGUUCGCUGGUAUGGUUCAAAAUAGGAUGAACUUCAAAGAAGAAAAAAAAAGUUAUCCACUAAGGUCAAAAAGUAUAGUUUUGAAACACUAUGGGAAUCUAUCUAGUUUCAUGAAGGUAGAAUAAGCGUUACUUGGUUGCUAAAAGUAACCCUUUUCUUCUUCUUCCCUUCUUCUUUACCCCCUUCUUCACCGUCUUCCUCGGUGCUUUUGCUUCGUUUCCUCGUCCGCUGACCUUCUCCGCUUAGCGACGAGUUCCGCGAUCUCCGCGCACCUGUAAGGGAAUUUAUUGUGGAAGGAAAACUAUGGCCCGCUCCUGUAGUCAGGUUAGUACCACUACGAGCACCAUACCACAUCAUCAAGAGAACCUCACCCGAUACUGGCUUUGUUAGAGCAUCGGCUCGCAUCAGAUGCGUCGGACAAUGCCGACAUCUGUCGACGAGCUCACUCACAAAGUGCAAUCGUGAGUGGUAGUGCUUACUACCCGAACGCCGAUGCUCCUGGGAAGUCUGCUCUAGGCUCGGCAUGUUAUCUACCCACGUCGGUGGGGUGUUUGUGUAAUCCGGGUUCCUGCACUUUGUGCCCGGAACAAUGUCAACAAAGCCUUGCGACUGCGCAAACUGGAUCGAUUCACACUUACCCACCGUCUCGGCGUGCGGUGUGGAGAGUGUCACAAUCGUUUGCCGCUUAGAUCGCCACGCCACUGGACAACCAUAGUAGGUCAUCAAGCUACCCGUAGUUGACUUGCUUGUAGAAGGACAACCCUGAGGAUCAGCAUCGCUGAAAAGACCCAUAGGAGACAUUUCGCCUAGUGAUCCAGCCUGAGGCCCGCUACCUUUAGCUGCCGCGACUCCGGCGUUCCAAAGUGGUCCAUAGGUUGCCUUGUAUUCUUCCCAGCUGUCCUGAGUCCACUCCACUCCCAGCUCAAGCGUCCCACGCAAAUAGCGCAUGACAUGUUUGAGCAUGAGUGUCUGUAGUUCCUCAAAAGGACAUCUUGCUGCAGCAUUCACCGCUUCGGUGAUGUCUAACCGACAAGACAACGCUAGAUACAGCAACUCACCAGCCACGGCUUUGUUUUGGAACUCGCCAGCCGCCUUCGCUUUCUUGGUAGGUUUCUUGGACGAGCUCGCCCCCGGCGAUCCGCUCUUGGUCCUUGCCUCGCUUUCACUCUGGCCCGAUGCCUCUUCCUGGUCGGUGUGGAUGACUGGAGCUUUGCUUCCAGCCUCUUUGACAAGCUUGCGCCACUCGUCCUUGUGCCGUUGCACGGACGGAGUUGGCUUGGGCUUCACGUCAUACAUAUUCCACUUCUUCAGGAUUUUGGUUGCUCGAUUCUUACCAUGGAACUUGAGUCGAUGAUAUGUUUUGUCAUCUCUCGUGUCCACCCGGUAAUCGAUGUCAACAUCUACUCCAACAAAGUCAAACGAGUGCCGCUCGAUAUUGUUACCGACCUCCUUUUUGGUUAUGUCCAUCUUUGUCGACCCGAAUUCUUUGCUGACCUGACCCACAUAGUCACUGGCGGAAAACUCACCUUCUUUGGCCGGUUUUCGCGCAGUUGCUAUGAUGUCGUCAACGUAACACACUAACAUGGCGCAGAGCUUCCCAUCUGCGUCUGUUCUGUAGUAGACUCCCCCCUCUCUUGGCAAUGGCUUCCACCCCCAGGACUGGAGUUUCGCAUCCGCCUUUUUAUGCCAAGCUCUCGGAGAUUGCUUGAACCCAUACAGAGCUUUUGUCGCAACCUUGAUUGGAUCUUCAUCCUCUUCGAGGAUUUCCUCUGGAAGUCUAAGAAGCUCGGGCUCCGGUAGGUCUGCCUUGAUAAAAGCCUGAGUCACGUCCGCGCCAUCGAUGUCCCAGCCAUGCUGUGCAGCAUGAACUAACUGGCAACGCAUGCUAGUAGUUGUUGGCGUUGGGGCAAAGAUCUCGGCUUUGGACAGAGAAUUCUGCGUCGAUCCAUCCGCCACUAGUCGCGACUUGCGCCGACCAUCGCGCUUCCGCACUCUUACCAUGUGCGCGCGAGCCGGUCUUUUACGGCGUCGCAGUCUAGCAUCUUUGGCAGGAUCCAGAUUUCUCCAGACUUUCAACUUUUUCAAGCCAUCGACCUCCUUUUUGUCCGCUUCCUUCCAUAGAUCCUUUUCAGGUCCCCGCGUGGCUUCUUUCCGUGAUAUGGGUCCAUGCCUACGGUCAGAAAUGGGAAUAGAAUCCAGCGCAGCCGCGUCUACAUACUGCAGCUUCUUCUUCUUGGGCUUUGUUCUAGCCACAGAGAGAACCUUCGCAGCAUCUCUAGACGCCCUGGCCUUGCGCUUUACUUUAUCCAGCGACCCUCGCGGCCGACCUCGACCUCGCUUAGGUGUCGCUCCGGAUUCAGAAGUUUCACCCUCUGAGUCUGUGCUUUUCUUGGCCAGCACUUUAGCCUUUUUCUUUACAGUGGUAGAGCCUCGACCUGACAUAGACUUUGCAAGACCUGCACGACCGGCGUUGACCAAUUCGCCUGGCUCGCUAGCAUUCCUGCCCAGAGCAGUUGCUUCAUUCGCCGGAGGAUCUACUACAUCUCUGUGCACUGUGGGAAGUGUUGUUUGGUCCAGAUCUUCUCCCUGGCUGUUGUCCUGCAACUUGUUAGCGCUCUCAGGUGCUACCGCGGCCCCGUCGCUUGGCAUAGUCUUAGGCAUGUCUACCGUCGGCAUACUAGACCCAGAAGACUCAUUUUGUCCCGAACUUCUUGCCAUCUCAAAAAGCGGCCUUUUCACACUAGCCGCGCCUAACAUCCGGAGCGCCUCACCAGUUCCAUAAGGUGGCUCCAUGUACUCAGCGCUUAAUGCAUCGGGCUCUGCUGUUGACAAUAGUUCCAUGAGUAGCUGGUCUUUAAGAUGCUCGAGGUUACUCACCUUGUAAGCUUCACAGAACUUAGCCUGUCCUGUCUCUUGUAAGACAAAUUCUCCUGCACUGUUGAAGUGGCAGUAGAGAAAUGCCGAGCCCUUUGGGCUGUAGCCUGCAAAGACAGCGGGAGCCCACCUGGGUGCGCUUUUGUCUGCAGGGUGAUCAUCAUACACGAAGCACAGCGUCCCAAACCGCCUCAAUUUGUUGAAGUUCGGCUUGCGCUUGUAUCUUCGCUCGUAUGGCGAUUGCUUGGUGGUCGAGCCAUCUUCUUCCUUGAAUUCGCGAUCUCGGAGACUGUAGAGAAAGGCCGCAGUCAUCCAGCAUAUAUCUGUGAGCCGAGCAUCUACUCCCCACAUCAAUGCCCUGACUUUGUUUCCACCUGUUCUCCACCACCUCUCAAUGCGUGAAUUCUUUGUAGGCUGGUACGGCGGGGAAAAGCUGUUGACCACGAUUUUCAACUCCGCCAAAACCUUCGCCCAUUUGAUGGUCUGGAAUUCAGGCCCGUUGUCAGAUCUGAUCUCAUCAGGAGGUCUCGUAUACCGACAGAUCUUUUGUAGCGCUUCAUCAGCAUGCUUGCUUGACUUCAAUGGUAGCACCAUGGGGGCCCGAUCGUAGUCGUCCAGUGCACCGAAAAGACAAGCAUUCCCAAACAUGCUUUUCUCCGAAGCUCGCUGACUGUCUUUCACGAGGUCCUUGAAAUCGACCUGCCAACGCUGAUUCGACCUCACAGGCUCCCAGGUUGUAGGCCGUUGCUUUUUCGCUGGUCGCUUUCCGUAGUCCUGUGUCGCUAGACACGCCGCACACCUGAUGCCUUUUGGCAAAGGAAGAAAAUGCCCCGACCUUUCAUGCUCCAAGAGACUUACACACAUGUCCUCUGUCGUUCUCAGCCCUGAGAUAGCGCAAAUCUGUCGCGGCAGUCCAGACUCGAAUUGGAGCACGAUGACCGGCAAGCCAUCCCGACUUACGCCCUGGUGUACAUCGCCCCUCGGUCCUUCUAACCGAACUCCGCCCGGAGGUGGGAAAGAAGUUAGGACACCUGCCUUCUGCAAGUUGCCAACAGAUAAAUACACACUACUCAGCGCCGGCUGAUACACGCCGUGGCGUAGUUCACGAAGAGAGCUGCCUCUGAAGACGCCCUCCCUCGCUGUUCCAGGGAUCUCUUCGCCCGAGGCUGUGUAUAGCUUGCACCUAGCUCCCAGGCGCUCGAAAUGAGAUAAGUACGGUGAACAGUGAGUCUCAGCCCCGCUAUCGACAAUCGCUUCGACCGACAGGUCUUCGUCCGCUGUCUUAGGUCUUGCGCGAAGGUGUCUAGCUAAGUUGCUGACCGACUUCACUCCCCCGAUCACAUACUUACUCACUUUCGUCUUCGCCCCUGACUGGGCUACCUGUGCUGUCUCAACUAGCACGAAGCUUCCUCCACCCGAGGAAGAUUGUUUUUGAGUUGGUUGAUUUGAGAAAAGGGAUUUUAUUUGCGGUUCUCUUGAUGAUUAAUUAGGUGGUAGUGGUGUGGGUGGUUGUUUGGUUGAAAGAGAGAGAAGCUGUAGCUUUUUUUCUAGCUCUUUUCUUUUACUCAAGUAAGGACUUCCUUGGCCCGGAUGUCGCAAGGCAUUUAGCUCCCCCGACGUUGAAUGUUCAAUAACAUUCAACGAAAAUUCUACGGCUAAACGCAAUGCUUGACUUGGUGCCAGGCGAAGGAGAGAAGUUCUUGCUUAUAUUUACCUACUCAGCAUCAAGAAAACUCUUUAAACAGAAGUACUCAAUCAUUCAAAUUAACUACUAGCGAGUGCAUUGAAACUAGCCCAGGCGAUGGCAGGAUGCUCCUUUAACAUCCCCCAUCUGGUGCAGCUAAUUUCCAUACGCAUAAGGUGGUAGCUGUUUUGGGAAAGUGAGGAGUUCUUUGGUUUCAAAAUGUAACUAUACUCUAACUGCGCUGUCGCUGUCAGCACCACUUGGAGAUAAUGAAUCUUCGUCACCUCCUUCGGAACCGUGUCGGGACUUAACCGAGUUUACUCUGUGUCGGCUUGGGCUGCGGCCUCGUCUGCUACUUCCUCCACGGACUCUACCUGGCGUCUGGUCUCUGCCCCGUCCUCCUCCUCCGUGCGAACGGUUUUGGGAGCGACUGCGGCUACGAGAUCGGUCUCGGUAGUCCCUGUCCCUGUGGUUGGAUCGGUAGCUGCGGCUGCUCGUGGCUGCACCCGUGUCACGCGUUGCCUUGCCGUGUUUAGAGCUGGAACCUCCAGUCUGGUCACCAAGGUUUUCACGCGCCGGACACUUCCAGAAUCCAUGGUCAUCCGUUUGACACAGACCACAUCUGAAAUUGGGUUUCUUGCCACCGCCCUUUUUCGGUUUCUUCGGUUGAUUCUUUGUAACCGCCAUUAUACUGUGGGACUUCUCGUCUCGCUUUCCUCCACUAACGACCUGUAAAGAAGCUUCUCGCUGCUUGAGGCUUGCCUCAACCGCGGUGAGACUGCAAUCUUUUUGGUCUAGCAGAUGCCUGCGGAGCCAAGUCCUUGUACUUUGGUCCUAGGUUUACAAGAAUCGUCGCGACCGCAAGAUCACGCGGCUCGAUCACGGGCAUGUCUCGCAAUUCCUCGCGAACGUUGGUCAUCAGUUGGCUUACUGACUUGGCCUCGUUCGAGUUUGCGACCGACAAUAGCCUCUGGAUUCGAGUGAUCUUUCCGGUUAGUCCUGGAUGCUCCUUCUCGGCCAUCAAAGUAGACAUGAUAAGAUGGACUGUCGUGUGAUCGUCCUGAUCUUUCUGUCGUACUAACCGAUGCGCCUCACCAUCCAGGGUAGCUAGCAAAGCACCACCGAGGGACUUUGCUUUUACCUUCAAACGUUCGAAUUCUUCAGACGGAGUGUCCUCUUCCGUUUUCUCUGGGCCGUUGUCUACGAAUUCAAUCAGACCAGCCUCAGCGAGAGCCUUACGGACAUCCACCCUCCAUGUCUCGAAACUCUUGGAGUAAGAAUCUCUGUUCGAACCGUUGAACUUCGUCACUUGCUGCAGCAUUUGCGUAGCGCGCUUGACGUCUUCGCGAUCGUCUUGUUUUGCUUUGUCCAACUUGUGACUUUUCGCUUUCUCCGCGUCGUUCUCGCGUGCUCUACGCAGUUCAGCUUGGUGAUUUUCUUGCAUGGUAGCAAACAUUCUGGCUGUUUGCUCCUGGUUAGCUUGCUUCGCCUGCUGUUGCUGCUGUAGGUGCAUUACAAGCUGUGCUUGCUGCUGUGCCGUGUUGUUUGCCAACUGCAGUAGUGCUGUGCCAAGGUCUACUUGCUGCAUUUGAGGUUGAGGCUGUUGUUGAAAACCACCGCCCCAGGAUCCCGGGCCGGGAACUGAACCGCCUGAGCCCACAGAGCCAAAGUUUUGCUGAAACCCGGCCUGCCCGUGCUCUGCUCCAGAUCCCAUCUGGUCCAACCCUGGCGGAUAUUGGCCUCCCUCUGCAGUUCCAUCGCCUGCACCUGCUCCCGGCACAACACCCGGCGCGCCUUCGUGGUAUCCACCUCCACCGUGUGGAUUUUCUUCUUCGCCGAAAACGCCACCCCCUUCGUGUGAAGGGUUUCCCGCUCCUCCGUGUUGGUCUUCGCUUGCCAUUUUCUUGCUCUUGCGUGCUUUUAAAAAUGGACUUUUUUCAGUGGUUAUUUAUGCGAUUGCUGUCGCUGUUUCUUACUUAUUUAUUUGGUUACUUUCUUGUUCAACACUUGUAAACUUGAGCGGAAAAAAAAAAUUAUUUACUUGGUUCAAAAAUGGUUGGUAUAUGAAUGUUAUAGACCAUACUAAGCCGGNCAUGAGGAAAGAGAAUGGACAUCGUGCAGUCCUUGUUACGUCUUGGGUCGUGCUUGUUGUGUUGUUCUUGUUCUGUCUUGGUCGUUCUUCCUUCUUGUGCUUACUUAAGUAGUUAGCUAAGUAGGACGCUGACGCUGCGGAACUGGAUCAGAAGAUUUCGGAUUUCAGUGGGGAUUUGGAUCUUGUUUCGCAUUGGAUCACAGUAUCUGACGAAAAAAUGUUUCAAGUUUAUCCUUCACACGAGUGAAAAUGGUUUCGCAAACUCUUCCACAGGGCGAAAAGCAAACCUGUCUCCCACGCGCGAUACAAAGGGCCGUGAGGGAUCUCAUGACAUUGAAGGCGGACUACGGAGCAUCUGCAUUGGAGGAUAAUGGAGUAUUAUCAGAUCCAGG
This is a messenger RNA of Amoebophrya sp. A25, 8593 nucleotides long. NCBI's taxonomy places the organism in Eukaryota, Dinophyceae, Syndiniales, Amoebophryaceae. The record is from the annotation of a GenBank genome assembly.